This is a messenger RNA of Stylonychia lemnae, 417 nucleotides long. Lineage: Eukaryota; Ciliophora; Spirotrichea; Sporadotrichida; Oxytrichidae. The record is from the annotation of a GenBank genome assembly.
AUGUACUAUAUGAUAGCUUCUGAAACUCAAAAGUAGACAUUUUUACCAUAUUAAUAUUGGCCAGUGGGCUGUGGAAAUUUAAAGUAUCGAGUAUUUCUUACUGGAGGGUAGAGAUUACCUAAUUGCAUUAAUUUCAAUGGUUUAAAUAGAUUAAUUACAGUGGAUUGUAUAGACUCUAAACUAGGCGGUAGUUAAUAUAAUCUUAGCAUUCAAGCCUUCAUUACUGACAAGUAUGGCUCUGAAAGAGUUAGUUCAGUUAUCAGUUAGAUUAAAAUAUUUUUAAUUUCUGAUGCUUUCAAGAUUAAUACUACAGCUCCAAUGUUUAAACAACCACCUGCAGAUCAAACAAUUAUAGAAGGAUAGCUAUUUUCGUUCAAACUUCCAGAUAUUAUAGAUAAUGAUGGUUCAGGGGAAUGA